AUGAGUUAUUCCAACAACAAGUACCCUCCACCAGAGUACCCCCCUUCUGGUGGUCCACAGUACAACCACGGAGGUUACAACAACAACAACAACAACAACAAUAACCACGAUGAUACUUACUACGUGCAACCUGACUUGGAAAAUGUAAACAACGAAAAGCCACAACCUUCACAGGACUUUGAUCAAAGUUUCAAAAUCGAAAAGCCAAGAUUGAAUGAUUGGCCAUUCACCAUUUUCUUUUUGCUAGUAGUUGCUGGAUUCAUUGCAAUUGCCGGUAUCACGUUGAAUGCAUUGAGAGAAACGUACUCAGAUCAGGGGUCAGGUAUUUAUGGCUCCUCCGACUCUUUCACGGUGAAUAGAAACACUGUUAUUCUAUUCGCUUUUGUUAUUGUUUUAGCCAUAGUCAUGACUGCAUUGGGGCUCCUAUUUAUCAGAUCAUUUGCAAAACAAUUUAUCUAUGUUGCUUGUGUUUUGAAUGUGGUGCUAUCUGUGGGAACAGCAAUUUUCUACUUUGUUGAACAUUACUACAGUGCUGCAAUUGUGUUUUUGAUAUUUGGAUUGUUUGCGGCUUUCUGUUAUUGGCGUGCAAGAAGCAGAAUCCCUCUAAGUGCAACCAUCUUGAGAAUUGUGAUUGAUGUCAUGAAGCAAUACCCCUCCACCUUGAUUACGGCAUUUUUUGGACUCGUAAUCAGUUCUGGAUUUGGUGUAUUGUUUAGUAUUGUGAUUGUGGGUACUUAUGUUAAGUUCAAGCCAAACGCAGACAACACUGCCUGUGAAGUUGGGGGAGGCUCAUGUAGUCAAGGGAAGUUAGUUGGUGUACUCAUUUUUGUUUUUUUUGCUGGAUACUACAUUUCCGAAGUGAUCAAAAACGUUAUUCAUGUUGUUAUUUCGGGAAUCUAUGGAACAUGGUACUACUUGUCAAAUUCAGACCAAGGGGCACCAAGACACCCAGCAUUAUCAUCAUUAAAGAGAGCUUUGACAUAUUGUUUCGGUUCGAUCUGUUUUGGUUCCUUGAUUGUUGCAUUUAUUCAAUUGGUGAGACAAUUGAUCAACAUCGUGAGAUCACAAUUUGUUGACUCUUUUGCUGGCCAGUGUGCUUUGAUUAUCGUUGAUUUCAUAGUUCGUUUUAUUGAUUGGUUGGUGCAAUAUUUCAACAGAUAUGCAUAUUCGUACGUUGCGCUUUAUGGAAAGCCAUAUAUUCGUUCAGCAAAGGACACUUUUGAUUUGUUUAGAUUUAAGGGAAUGGAUGCAUUGGUGAAUGACAUGUUUAUCAAUGUGGCAUUAAACUUUUACUCAUUGUUUGUCGCUUAUUUGUCGUCAUUAUUGGCAUACCUUUAUCUCAAGUUUACCAAGCCUGGUUACAAUUCGGAUGGUAAUUACUACGCUCCUAUUGUGGCAUUCACAUUUUUGAUUUCAAUGCAAAUCACAAGCGUCACUUUAAGUGUUAUUGGAUCGGGUGUUGCCACAUUUUUUGUUUGUUUGAGUAAAGACCCAGAAAUCUUGCAAAUGCUGCAAAGAGACGAAUUAUUCAACCAAAUUCAAAGAAACUAUCCUCAAGUGUACCAAAAGAUUAAUACCAAUCAUUAG
Molecule: messenger RNA, 1587 nt
Organism: Lodderomyces parapsilosis
Lineage: Eukaryota; Fungi; Ascomycota; Pichiomycetes; Serinales; Debaryomycetaceae
Exons: 1
Coding region: 1-1587 (528 amino acids)
Biological process (GO): transmembrane transport
Cellular component (GO): plasma membrane
Molecular function (GO): transmembrane transporter activity
Source: RefSeq, a predicted model, not a curated record